AUGGAUGAAAUUCUGGCUAAAGCAGGUUCGCAAGCUGUUACGUUUGCGAUCAAGUCUGGCAUAUCCAUUGCGUCCACUUAUGCGAUAAAAACAAUCGCAGGUUUUGUUAAUCAAAUUCCAGCAGUUGAUGCGAAAAGAAUUGAUAUUCUCAAGACCAAAUUAGAGAACAGAAUUGAUAUCGUUACUUCUGCAAUAGAUCUUAUUAAGUUGGUCGCUGCAAGAGGUAAUACAAAUUUAGAGAGUACUUUGAGAUUAACAAGAGACCUAAAAAAUGAGUUAGAUUCCUUUGAUGAACGCAUUAAGGAACUUACAGAAAAAGUGGAAGUGUCGAAGAAUGCAAAAUCGCAAAAGGAUGCUAUAAAUUCCGUUGAAAUAUAUAUUAAAGACCUCUUACAAAGGAUAGAAGAAGUCACACCUUUCAUCAAUCUAUCAUUAACAACUUCAGGUGCAAAUUUGAACUCCUCAUUACCACAGCAAAUAUCUCCUGGUUUACUUCUAAGAGCAUCGAAUUAUAUUAAUGAGAGUAAUUGCAAUGAGAACAUUCAAGUAGGUCCAUCUUUCCAAGUAACAUUAUUUUCCGUCUUUUACAAUUUGAAUACUGAGCAAACCUCGAAACUUAGAGUUACUUGGAAAGAAAAUAUGAAAAGAGCUUUUAUCAAGGUAUUACGAGUCAAACAUGAUUCGUUGACUUACACUUAUAAACUAAUAAUCGAACAAUCUUUCGAUGAUGGGAGGUAUCAUGAAAAAGAAGAUGAAACGGAAGUUCCGCAAAUUAUAGAAAUGAAUAUAAAUCAGAUUGUCAAAUUAUUCUUCAGUGUAUCUGGAAACCUUUUGAAACUUCCAGAACAAGAUUCACCGGUAUUAGUCCUCAAAGUAGAUAAAAACAUUACUGGCACUGAUCAACAUUCGAAUUCUUCAAUUGAAGACAUAACAUGGUAUGCGAUAGGCCAAUACGAAGAUGCCAGCAGUAGUUCUGAGAGUGAGGAUGAAGAAGAAGAAGAAGGAGAAGAAGAGGAAGAAGAGGAAGAAGAGGAAGAAGAGGAAGAAGAGGAAGAAGAGGAAGAAGAGGAAGAAGAGGAAGAAGAGGAAGAAGAGGAAGAAGAGGAAGAAGAGGAAGAAGAGGAAUCAAAAGAACAACCACAGCACUCAACUUCUAUUGCUCUACUAGAAUACAUAAUAAGAUUGGCAUCAUUGCAAGAAAGUGAUCAACAAAGCAUACUCAAAGUGACAGAUGAAAGACUGUCUGUAUAUUUACAUGACGAAAAUCCGAACUCAAUCAGGGAAAAGACGUCAAAUGUCGAUAGUGUUGCUCGUAAAUUGCAAAAGGUUAGUAUUUAA
Zygotorulaspora mrakii is the source of this 1338-nucleotide messenger RNA. It is a transcript of the gene YRB30, whose product is annotated as Yrb30p. Gene Ontology annotation, molecular function: GTPase regulator activity. Gene Ontology annotation, cellular component: nucleus; cytoplasm. The transcript has a single exon. NCBI's taxonomy places the organism in Eukaryota, Fungi, Ascomycota, Saccharomycetes, Saccharomycetales, Saccharomycetaceae. The coding region runs from base 1 to 1338 and encodes 445 amino acids. The record is from RefSeq and is a predicted model, not a curated record.